Messenger RNA from Spodoptera littoralis (African cotton leafworm), 1338 nucleotides. Lineage: Eukaryota; Metazoa; Arthropoda; Insecta; Lepidoptera; Noctuidae. The record is from the annotation of a GenBank genome assembly.
AUGCAGAGAGAACACAGGGAUGCAAUCCAAAGUAACUUUAGCUCCCUGGUGGAGCGUACGGAUCUUGAUUCAGUUGUUACAGCUUUGUAUGAAAAGGGAGUAUUUUCAGAGCAAAUGAUCGAACCGUACAGAAACAACUCUGAGUUGGAAAGGGAUCGGAAACGUCGUCUCUACAUGGAUGUAACUCGUCGAGGACCUCAUGCAUUUGCACAUCUGGUAGAUACUCUUGGAGAGUUAGGAUACUGGGACUUGGCGCGUGAUCUGGACCCUGAUAGUCCAUUUUCUUUUUCAAGCCAACAGAGAUUCCACCCCAUUCCCCAACCUAAGCCGGCAGACAAUGAUAACUUUCGCAGUCUCAGCACAUCAAACAGGCCUAGAGCUGAACCCAAUAGAAUCAAUGCACAGUUACAGUCUACACCACCUCCUCCUGCCGUUGAGAACAACAACGUGAAUGAAGAGGUCACUGCACCACCAUUUAUCGUUAAGAAAAGCACAAAAUUUAUGGAGGAUGACGAUACUAAAGAUCUGAAGCUGUACAAAACGCGCGGCCGCAACCGUGGCAUCUUGCUAGAUUUCACAUACACAGAGUUUGAUAACAAUAUCGAAGAGUUUCGCAAUGGCGUCGACGUGGAUUGCAACAACCUCAAGUACCUAUUUGAUGAACUCGGCUUUCGUAGGCUCGGAUACCUCAACCUUACCAAAACUGAGACAAUGGAGACGCUAAAGUCUCUGAACAACGUAUUGGUGAACAUUGAGAGCGUGUUCAUCGUGGUAUCGUCGCACGGGUACGAGCGGCCGCACUCCUCCGACACCGACGUGCGCUGCAAGGACGGCCAGCUCAUCUCGCUGUACGAUUUCAUGACGUACUUCAACAACCGCAACAUGCCCGCCCUCAUCGGAGUCCCCAAAGUGUUCAUCUUCCAAAUGUGCAGAGGCAGCAGUGCGGACUACGCGUGGCACAGCUCGAGCCCGGCACAGCAGAUGCCGAUGCCGGCGGGGGACGUGGUGUACGACGGCCGGCCCGAGCCGCCCGCCAGCGCCGCGUCCUCCGCGCUGCACCUGUACGACCGCCCGCGACAGACGCCGCUCUACUCCGACAUACUUAUCGCGCACUCCACGCUUCCCGGGCUUGUGGCGCACCGGGACGGCAAGCGCGGGUCGUGGUACAUCCAAGCAUUGUGCGAGGUGUUCGCUGCGCGGGCACACGACUGCCACGUGGAGAAGCUGUUCACGUUGGUUGACCAGCGCAUGCAGGACAAGUUCAAGGUGCAGACCUCCUCGGUGGACCGCUGGGGCUUCAAUAAGAGGCUGUACCUGCACCCCGGCCUCUACGAGUGA